AUGGCAUCGAUCAAUGACCUUGCCACGGCGGCCAUAGCGACCUCGGCCGCAACCGGCGGGCAGGCCGGGGAUGCUCUCCCCGUCACCACGCCGCCGGCGGGCGUCGUCCGCGGGGCCUUUAUCGCAUUUGAAGGUCUUGAUCGCAGUGGAAAGACCACGCAGGUGAAGCUGCUUGAACAGCGGUUGAUUGAAGAGGGGAAGAAGGUCAAGGUUAUAAGGUUUCCGGAUAGAACAACGCCUAUCGGUCAAUUGAUCGACGCCUAUCUCAAGAGCUCAGUCGAGAUGGAAGACCACGUCAUCCACCUUCUCUUUAGCGCAAACAGAUGGGAAGCAGUAAAAAACAUCCAAAAUCUCCUGGCGUCAGGAUACACCGUCAUCUGCGACAGGUAUUACCACUCGGGCAUCGUCUACUCCGCCGCGAAACAGAACCCCCACUUGAACCUCCACUGGGCGCGUCAACCGGAAAUCGGUCUCCCCCGACCGGACCUCGUCUUAUUUCUCGACCUCGAGGAGGCCGUCGCCCGGGAGCGCGGGGGCUGGGGCGGCGAGGUGUACGAAAAGGCCGAAUUUCAGAAGCGGGUGCGCGAGCUGUUUUGGGGCCUGAGUCUGGGGCGCGUUGGGCCUGAUGGUGGGUUGGGUGAGGAGGGCAGGGUCGAUCGGGAGUUUCGGCAGGAGGAGGAGGAUUUGGUUGUGGUUGACGCUGGAGGUACGCUUGAGGAUGUUGCCGAAGAGAUUUGGAGGAAGAUUGGGCCGAGAGUGGAGGCGGUUGAGAAGGGUGAGGCUGGGAGCACGGUGAGGGUUGUGUCAUGA
Colletotrichum acutatum is the source of this 810-nucleotide messenger RNA. RefSeq names its product thymidylate kinase. Gene Ontology annotation, biological process: dUDP biosynthetic process; dTTP biosynthetic process; dTDP biosynthetic process. Gene Ontology annotation, cellular component: cytoplasm; nucleus; cytosol. Gene Ontology annotation, molecular function: nucleoside diphosphate kinase activity; dTMP kinase activity; ATP binding. Bases 1 to 810 code for a protein of 269 amino acids. The record is from RefSeq and is a predicted model, not a curated record. The transcript is spliced from 3 exons. Lineage: Eukaryota; Fungi; Ascomycota; Sordariomycetes; Glomerellales; Glomerellaceae.